This is a messenger RNA of Staurois parvus, 1479 nucleotides long. The record is from the annotation of a GenBank genome assembly. Lineage: Eukaryota; Metazoa; Chordata; Amphibia; Anura; Ranidae.
GGUGAGCUGUCAGUAGAUGAUUUACAAGACCCUUUCCUUGUCAGUAUCCAUAUUAUUACAGACCCCGGGGAAUCAAAAUGUCUGCAGGAUGCCAUUGAUAAACUCUUGGCGUGGAUCCACCCUGAUUUGCAGUUGUUCCGUGUUUCAGAAAGAAGGAUUUCCAAGAAGAGGAAGCUGAAUAAGGGCUUCACAUGCCAGCCUGCCCUUGCUGUGAUAUUAUUUUUACAAGAGGAAUAUGGAGAAGAGCAAAUCUUGCAUCUUCAUGAUUGCUUUCAAAAACCACCCUGGCAGUUCCAUCACACAGAGCGAGUCCAUGGCAGAUUUUUACCUUACAUGCCAUGCAACCAAGACUUUUUCACUCUGGCAUGCGGCACCCCACUAUGGGCCAUAAGACAGGUGCAUUAUGGGAAAGAGAUCAUCCGCUUCACCAUCUACUGCAGCUAUGAGAAUUUUGCAGACAUGAUGAAAAUGUAUGAGCUCAUCCUGAAAAAGUCUGUGUGGAAGAAGAAAGCAGAUUUUUGUGUAUUUCCCAUCUACUCCAAUAUGGACAUUGAUAUUGAAUUUUCCCUAAAAAGACUUCUCAAAGGACAAACUCCAGUGCCUUUAGAGUCUUCAUUGUUGGAGUUCAGAGUAAAAGACUUUGGGCAAUUAAUUCCUCUCUUGCCCAACCAGUGCAGCCCAAUCAGUGAAGGCAGAUGGCAAACUGAAGAUCACGAUGGCAACAAAAUACUUUUACAGCAGGUUCACCGUUUAACCAGGAAAUCCGUGUGGAAGCAUCAAAACUACUUAUCCAGAAAUGGUAACGGGAUGCCAUUCAAUGUGAUUCCUUCCUAUCAAAAACAGAAAUAUGAGAAAACUCAACUAAGCAAUGGCAUCAAUGGCUUGAACCAAGACUUCAGUAAAACCCACGAUGGGCCACCUUGUUUUGAAAGUAGCAGCAGCACAGCGCAAUGGUUCCAGCGCAGCAAGUCACUGUUGUGUCUACCAACACUGACCUCAUUCCCCUCAUGUGAAUCCUUUCCCUUCAGUGAGCCCUCUCAGUUUUACAGGAAUGAGACCCAAACAUUUCAGAUGCCGGUGUGGCGAAGCAGCCCGCGGAUCAACAUUGACGACCUGGAAGGGGCUCAAGAAACAGAUGUAGAUACAGGAAUGAAGCUUUCCAGCUCAGACCUGUCUGUCUUGUCGGCCUAUUCACCUCUGGAUGGCUUAUCCAGUGACUUAGAACCUUCUCUACCUUCACAUGGAGAGGAUGGACCAGAAGCAAGACAUAAGCUCUGUGAGCUUUCAUAUGAAUCUUUUCACUCUGUUUCUGAAAAGUCUUCCAGUUCUUUGAUAUCUUCAGUUUUCCCUAGUAUCUCCAGCUCUACUUCCCUGACAGAGUUCAAGAAAGACAAUGGCAGCCAUUGCCGGAAUGAUGUGGAGAACAGCAACCACAGGACAGAGACUGCCGCAACAGAGGAGGAAGAGUUUUAUAUCUGA